Amyelois transitella is the source of this 1678-nucleotide messenger RNA. Its product is annotated as aldo-keto reductase AKR2E4-like. The transcript has 7 exons. Lineage: Eukaryota; Metazoa; Arthropoda; Insecta; Lepidoptera; Pyralidae. Gene Ontology annotation, molecular function: aldose reductase (NADPH) activity. The record is from RefSeq and is a predicted model, not a curated record. The coding region runs from base 110 to 1087 and encodes 325 amino acids. Gene Ontology annotation, cellular component: cytosol.
CAAGCUCUUCAAUGUGAGUCGUCUUAAAAAUAGUGACGCUAUUAACGACCAGCUUUUCAAGUUUUACAAGUCUAAUGAUCAGUUUGAAUCAGGCAUCGGUUGAGUGAAGAUGAUGUCUCGUUUUACAUUCACUUUAUGCCUAUUCGCGGCUUUUGAUGCAGUAAAAGCGGGGGAGGCUCCGAAGAUCCGACUGAACGAUGGCAACAUGAUUCCUAUACUUGCUUUAGGAACAUAUGGUUCAGACGAGGAUCGAGCCAAAAUGCGCCAAACCGUAAACGAUGCGGUUGAAGUUGGCUACAGGCAUAUUGACACGGCAGCUCUGUACAACAACGAGGUGGAGAUCGGCCAGGGAAUUGCUGACGUCAUCGGGAAAGGACUUGUGAGAAGAGAAGACUUAUUUAUAACCACUAAGCUAUGGAACGACAAACAUGCUUGUGAACAAGUGGUGCCGGCUCUGAACGAGUCCCUGAGCAGGCUAGGCUUGGAUUAUGUCGAUCUCUACCUCAUCCACACCCCAGGGUCACAGAAGGCUGAUGGGUCGUUCGAUUACAUAGACUACUUAGAAACCUGGCUUGGCAUGCAAGAAGCGAAGAAACUGGGUUUGGCGCGAUCCAUCGGGGUGUCGAAUUUCAACAGCCAACAAAUCAAGAGAAUUAUAGACAACUGCGAAAUUGUGCCUGCUGUUAACGAAAUUGAGGUCCAUCCCGCUUUAACCCAAGAACGUCUCAUUGCCUUUUGUCAGAAUAUGGGUAUCACAGUGAUGGCGUACAGUCCCUUCGGAUUUCUCGUCUCCAGAGAGGUGGAUGACGCUCCUCCACCUAGGAUAGACGAUCCAACGCUCGUCGCUAUAGGACAAAAGUAUGGAAAAACUACUAGUCAAGUCGUCCUGAGAUAUUUGAUCGACAGAGGAACAAUACCGAUCCCAAAAUCGACAAACAAGAGACGCUUGCAGCAAAACAUCGACAUGUUUGACUUUAAGCUGACACCCGAGGAGAUCGUAACUAUCAACAAAUUCAACCAGAACCGCCGUAUCUUUGACACCAGCUAUUGGAAAGACCAUCCUCAUUACCCUUUUAAUAUUGAUUAAAAUGUUUAUCAUUUAUCUUUACAACUACAUUUUUUUGUUUAACUCUGAUAUUUUUUUCCAUAGAUGUUGCUCAUAAUUCAGUUUUCCCAGCAAUGGCGUAAGUACGUGACUAAACUCAGAUCAGCUGAUCGACCGCCGCCAUGUUUUCAACGUUAUAUCCCAGACAGUUAUUUUAAACACUGAGCAAGCAUAACGUUAUCUGCAUAAAAUGCAUGUAAAGAUGGCUAGGGUUUCAUUUAAUUAUAUUUCAGGGGUAUUUUACUAUUUAAUAAGGUCCUCGUGGAUUUGUUUUAAAUAUAUAUAUUUGUAAAUUGUGUUUCAUCAUUGAUAACCUGUAUAAUAUUAUGUACAAUUAUUAUUUGUUUAAGAAAAAUGUGCGAAAUUGCAAAUUGCGAAACGUAACUAGAGUCUGUCACGUGACAUAGAGACAUGCUUUAUAGUGAGGAAAAGAGAACAUAGUCAAAAAAUAAUAGGGUAUUAAAAAAACAAUUAAAUAUUUUCAAGUACUGUCUUUUACAUUUUUAAUUAAUAAGAGCACCUAGAACAAAAUUCUUAUAAGGAUUGUAAUUUCAUGGAAAAUCGUAACUUUGA